UUUCUUCCGGUGUUGAGCAAGAUUGUUGUUUUGUUUUAUUACUAGAACAAAAAAGAAACUUAACGAUUUAUCGUGAAAAUACUCCAGUUUUUGUGCUUAUUUCCUCUUCAAAAAUAAGAAGUUAACCACUAUUUUGUUUAUUUGGUGAUCAGAGGUAAACCAUAUAAGGAAUAAGAGAAUGGUCUAUAUCAGAUCAAAAUGGAGGCCACAUCAGUGUAUAUAAAAAAGGAAGUUGAGGAUGCUGAGUAUGAGAGAAGUUACCAUUAUUCAGCAAAUGACACUUUACUAAAUCCUGUCACCCACGAAGAGGAUUAUACUGUCACUGUUAAUCCAGAGGCCAUUUUAGAUAUAAAAUAUGAAAGAGAAGAUGAGCCUGCUACUUCAAUAACUGAUCCAGUUUCCUCGACUGAAUUUCCAAACAAUGCUGCUGACAUUUUAGAGGAAAGUUGUAUCAAAGGUUUUCCACAGUUAAAAGAAGCACUGACAGCAGAUUUACCAGAUCUUAAUGUUAACAGACGCAAAAGAAAUUUAAAUGUUAGGAGAAGGGAUACAAAGUACAGAGAAGACCCAGCAGAGCAGAGGGAAGCAGAAACUCUGUGUGAUGGAGUCAAAAUGGAAACAGAUCAAGAGAUUCCAUCAGUGUGGAACUCAGCUGAAACCAGUGAUUUUGACACUGCAGCAAUCAAGAUGGAAAACUUUGAAGAUGAUUUCAGCCCAGACACAAAUUAUAACAUGGAACACUGCAGCACAGAUGGAACAACUGAGAUACCACCAGAAGGUUUCGUCAUAAAAACAGAAAUCUUUGUAGAGGAAUCUUCUCCCAGUACCAACUGGCCUAGUUCCAAUAAAAGAAAAAGAUCAAACCAUGAACAAAACACAGAUGCCUCUGCUUCUGUACCAGUGGGAAAUUUGAUGAGUUUGCAAGAAUCAGAAGAAUACACGAACCAGCAACAGUUCGGCAAGGGAAGCAGGAACAGUAAAGGUCAAUCAAAAGAAAAAGCCAGAAAAACUUGGUUUUUAGAUAAGGAUAAAGGAAUGUGGAAGCGAAGGUCAUGGUAUGAAGAGGAGGCAAAGAACAUGAUGCAGAAAACACAGGAAGAUCUGAAGCAGAUAGAAGAGCUCUACUCGAGUAAAGCCUCGGGGCAAAAGACGGGAUCCUAUGAAACAUUUCUACAAUCCAUUGAGGAGGAGACAGGAGAAAAGAAAGUAGAGAAGAGAGAGAUAAAGAGAGUGGUGGGGAGGAAGAGGUCUCGCUAUGAGGAGAAAACAGAAUUACUGAAGAGGAAGACGGAGGAGGAUGAGGAGUUCAUAGACAGCCUCAAAAACAUGUUUAAACGUCCAGGAGAUUCAUCAGAACAUUCCAAUCAAAGUACUGAGAGUACUUCAUCUGCAGCAGAAACUGGGACACCCAAGGAAAAUGAAAAAUCAGCUGUCAUUUCUACGUCACUGCUUACAUUAACAGAGUUAAAUGAGCUGAACGAGAAAAAGAAGGUCUUGAGUAAAGAUGAGAUAGAGGGUGACAAAUGGAAAGAGCUGAACAAGAAAACCAGGGAGGAACUGGAACAAGAAAUUUAUGAUGUGAAUGGAAAAAGAAAGCUAACAGUCCCAAGAAAAUCUAUGUAUGAGGAAAAGACAAAGCACUUGAAUCGCAAAACCCAGGAAGAUGUGGAACUUAUAAAGGGUUUACAGUCUCUAAGAAAACUAGUGAGUAAAGACUCCAAAGAGUACAAGAAGUUACUGGAUGAAACCUCGGCUCUCUCUGACAACAUCAAAGAGAAAGUAGAAAGUGCAAGCAUAGUAGAAUACAGCCCAAAUCUUGGGGAUGCUAUCAAAAAGAUUGUAGUGCCAACAGAAAAUUCCAUGUCCCAUUUGAUACCACCAAGAUGGGAGGCUGAUGAAGGCCAAGGGGAGAAUGCCCAGUAUGCACCAGUAUUGUACAGCAAUAAAAAUCACCCUGACCUCAAGGAAAAAGUCCCUCGUAAGUCUCAAUUUUCUCAUGGUUUUGUAAUGAUAGCAAAAAUAUGGAGAGAGUUACCCGAGAACACCAGAGAGGCCUACAAGGCUCUAAGCAAGCAGAACAAAUUAAAGAAAGAGGAGGAUCAAAAAAGGAUGUUGGAGGAAGAAUUGAGGAAACAUUCCAAUAAGAAAUCUCGCCAGAGUCGCAGUGGUGACACUGCAUACAGGGCUAAUGUUCCAUCACAGAACAGAACGGCGGUACGGCAGUCACAGCGGCUUAUGUCCCGGUCUGGUAGCUCCACGGCUGUAACAGAUGAUUCCCCAGAAAGAAGUUCCAGUCCUAACAGUGGAAACACUUGUGGUAGGAAAUCCAAAUAUGAAGCCAAAUCUAAGAUGCUGAACAUGAACUCAGAACGAGAUAAAGCGUUUAUGGCAGAGGCCAAUCUUCCAGUGCCAAGAGACGAGAUAAGUCCCCUUGACAGACUGCCUGGCUCACACUACUCUAUCUCAAUGCAGAUGAUGGCUUUUAAAACCAAACAGGAAAUGGCUACCUUAGCCAAACUAAUACCUCGAGAAAAAGUGGCAACUAUUCAAGGUGGUCGGUCAGGUCAAUCCAUUAAAGUAUUAGAAGAAACAAACUCUAAGUUAGUAAAAGAAGAAAAUUGCCAAUCAAUAGCCGUUUAUGUCAUGGACAAUGGAAAAGCAGUUCCAAAAUUAAAUGGCAGUCAGAGAAGUACGGAGAGUCCCCCUGUUCACAAGGAUGUGAAUUUAAACCAGAAUUCUGUGUUCAAUUUACGAAAAUCACAACACAACGACGAAUCGGAGAAAAACUCUGUAACAGAGGAAAAUGUGCUCAUGUGUUCUGAGUGUGGUGAGGAAUUCACGUCUGCGUCAGAACUGGACACACACAAAACAUUGUCACACAACCAUAAACCUCCAGGAAUAUUGCCUAAAGAAGAUACAGCUUUACCUUUUAUCAAGUGUGAACCUGUGGAUGAAGACUAUGACAAAGCUGAAAGUGUCAACAACCGAGCAGAUGGAGAACAGGGUAGAAGGAAGAGGAAAGGAAAGGGGAGGUUGAAGGUGAAAGUAGGCAAAAACAGAAAAACAUCAAGUGAAGAUAAGGCAUCCAAAAACAAUGAUAUCUGUGAUAAGGAGGUUAAGGUUAAAAAGGAGGUCUUAUGACGAAAUUUAGCAGGCAUCUGCUUUUGAAGCUUCUUUGAAAUACAGGAUUUAGUAGUACA
Saccostrea cuccullata (small rock oyster) is the source of this 3200-nucleotide messenger RNA. RefSeq lists its product as uncharacterized. The transcript is spliced from 25 exons. Lineage: Eukaryota; Metazoa; Mollusca; Bivalvia; Ostreida; Ostreidae. The record is from RefSeq and is a predicted model, not a curated record. Bases 199 to 3141 code for a protein of 980 amino acids.